AUGGUCCAGUGCUUCGACAUCGAGAACAGAGUAAUUGACAAGCCGUUGGUACAUUGCGGAGCUGAUAAUAUUGUGGUUGAGAUCACCACAGAAAAGCCGUUUCGAGGUCGACUAUAUGUACAGAAUGAAGCUGAAAACAAUCAGUGUCUACAAAACGGCAAGGCCGAGACGUCCAAUCAUGCUCACUUCGAUCUACCCAUCGGUGCCUGCAAUAUGAGGAGGCAAAGGACGUUUUUCGUGACCGGUAUGGAUCGUGCUUUCCAUGUCCGUUGUUUCUUCCUGGAAUCAGUCAAAAGCCUUGGCACUGAGUUCGAUGUCGGCAAAUUGAAAACCGAAUUGGUUGAACAGGAAUAUCAGCUACCGGAUUGCAUGUAUCAGUUACACGAUGGUCCUUCAGGACCAGCAGUUCACUUCGCGCAGGUAGGACAACGUGUCACUCAUCGAUGGAGUUGUGAAGAUGGUAAGAUCUCAGCAGAUACAUACUGCUUACAAUCACGCAAAUCUACCUUUCAUAUUUGUAAGAUUAUGAAAGCCCUGGGAGCCCGUUCGCUUCAAGCAAGCAGGAUCUUGGCAGCACCAUAG
Messenger RNA from Cooperia oncophora, 582 nucleotides. Lineage: Eukaryota; Metazoa; Nematoda; Chromadorea; Rhabditida; Trichostrongylidae. The record is from the annotation of a GenBank genome assembly.